Molecule: messenger RNA, 980 nt
Organism: Mercurialis annua (annual mercury)
Lineage: Eukaryota; Viridiplantae; Streptophyta; Magnoliopsida; Malpighiales; Euphorbiaceae
Exons: 3
Coding region: 83-712 (209 amino acids)
Source: RefSeq, a predicted model, not a curated record
UGGGAUAAGUAAAACUGAUUAAUUUCAUUGUUGCAUUCUUGACUCAUCGCAUCCUGUAAGAGGAACAGCGGACGACAGAGAAAUGGCUUGGCUAACCCGAUUUUUAGCGGCGGUGGCUUUUUUAGCCGUCGGAGUUAUCUUUUCACCGGAAACGUUCGGAUCAAAAUCAGCGGGUGAACUAUCUACAUACCUGAAAUUGGCUCACCUGCUCUGCUUCUCCACUGCUUUUGGUGCCGCUCUUUGGGUCACCUUCAUCGGUGGCAUCAUCAUGUUCAAGAAUCUUCCGAGGCAUCAAUUUGGUAAUCUACAGAGCAAGAUGUUUCCUGCAUAUUUUUCAUUGGUGGGUGUGUGCUGUGCAAUAUCUGUGGCGUCGUUUGGGUAUUUACAUCCAUGGAAAUCAGCAUCCUCUGCGGAGAAGUACCAGCUCGGUUUCUUGCUCUCUUCGUUAGCGUUCAAUCUUUCUAACUUGUUUGUCUUUACUCCCAUGACCAUUGAGAUGAUGAAACAAAGGCAUAAAAUGGAACGAGAACUGAACGUUGGAGAAGAAGUUGGGUGGUCAAAGAACCAGGAAGCAGCAAAGAAAAAUCCGAAGCUUAAGGCCAUGAAUAAAAAGUUUGGCAUGAUCCAUGGUUUCUCAUCCCUUGCUAAUAUUAUGUCUUUUGGCAGUCUUGCCAUGCACUCCUGGUACUUAGCAGGUAAGAUGAAUCUGUAAUUGAAGGUAUGGCACUAAAUUUAUUGGAUAGACUUAAGUACUCAAGCUGUGAUUAUUUCUCAACAAUAUGUCAAGUUGAAGAAGCUCCUCAUCUCACGGUUGUUGUAGUGAAGUUUGCAAAUGUGCCUGUUUCAGUAUUAGAUAUGUCUACUUGUCUAGUCAUAAGAUAAUAAUUUUCUUUGAGCUGUUCCAUGGAUAUAUGUUGUAACAUUGUCAAAAAUAUGUCAAUGCCCUUGCUUAGUUUCGAAUACCAGUUCAAUUUCCUCUA